Erythranthe guttata (spotted monkey flower) is the source of this 1094-nucleotide messenger RNA. NCBI's taxonomy places the organism in Eukaryota, Viridiplantae, Streptophyta, Magnoliopsida, Lamiales, Phrymaceae. The record is from RefSeq and is a predicted model, not a curated record.
UAGGGUUAAUAGCAUUUUCCCACCUAGACUUUGCCCGUUUUUGCACUUUCCCACCUCAACUAAAAAAAGUUGCACGGCGGCACCCAAACAUUCAUUUUUUACGCACAUAACCACCUGGAGGGAAUAUUCCGGCGAAUAUUCUCAUUUUUCAACGCACGCGCGGUGCACAUGCGAAAAUACAAGGGUUUUUUCGUCUUUUUACUUGAAAAUAUUAUAAGGGGUGAAAUUGAAAGUACCAGGGAUUCAAUUGAACUUAAUUUGAAACUUUCACAAGUUCCACCCAUCAUCUUCUUCAGCCCACCGCCGUCCGCCACCCGCCGCCUCUUAUUCGCCGUCCGCCGCCUCUAUCUCCAUUAAUAUGAACGCGAAACUCCGAUUUUAAGCAAGCAAAAACACACACUGAAGGUGUAUCUCUGUGUGUAUUCAUCAAUUUCUUCUUCGCUCUUCCAUUCAUCUCUUAUCAGUGAAGAAUCAACUAAAAUCAAUGGGCGAGGAAGCGAAGAAGCCGACGGAGGAAAAGAAACCGGAGGAAGCGAAAAAACCGGCGGAGGAAGAGAAGAAAGAGGCGGCGGCGGCGGCGGCGGCGGAGAAGCCAGCUGAAGAUGGGAAGAAAGAGGAGAAGAAAUCCGACGAGACUAAGGCGGCGGCGGCGCCGCCGCCGCCUCCUCCGCCGCAGGAAAUCGUCCUUAGGGUUUUCAUGCACUGCGAGGGCUGCGCUAGAAAAGUCCGCCGGUGCCUCAAAGGCUUCGAAGAGGCGGCGGGUGGCGGACGGCGGUGGGCUGAAGAAGGACGGCGGUGGGCUGAAGAAGAUGAUGGGUGGAACUUGUGAAAGUUUCAAAUUAAGUUCAAUUGAGUCCCUGGUACUUUCAAUUUCACCCCUUAUAAUAUUUUCAAGUAAAAAGACGAAAAAACCCUUGUAUUUUCGCAUGUGCACCGCGCGUGCGUUGAAAAAUGAGAAUAUUCGCCGGAAUAUUCCCUCCAGGUGGUUAUGUGCGUAAAAAAUGAAUGUUUGGGUGCCGCCGUGCAACUUUUUUUAGUUGAGGUGGGAAAGUGCAAAAACGGGCAAAGUCUAGGUGGGAAAAUGCUAUUAACCC